AUGCGGUCCUUGCUUCUCGCCCUGGCGCUGGGCGCACACCUGAUACUUGCUAGCGCAGCCGAUGCAACCGCCUCUGCGGCUGCGGUAAAGAAGGAAGCUCCACAGCCUAAGCUUUCAAAUAUUAUUCCAUCGGCUGGAAGUGCGGAGCUCUAUAACGGGAACGGGGACGUUAGCGCAACGGGGGAGUGCGCUGGAGAUGCUAAAGCGGCUUGCAAGGAUGUGAUUGCUGGCGAAGGGCGCUUAGCGAGCUGCCUCACCAAGCGGAUACGGGCCCAGCGCCAAGGCAACGUUGUUGGUCGCAAGGUGGUUGAUAAGUGCGUAGAGGCCUUGGCAGCCUUCAAGAUUGACAGGUCAAAGAAGAUAAACAAGGAUCUUCCCCUUGCCAAGGCAUGCAAGGACGAUGUGGACAAGCUUUGUAAGGACGUGAGCGACGACAAGGCCCCCGGAUCCGUUAUCAGCUGCCUGUUGGACAAGAAAGCAAAACUUACAGCGGGCUGCAGUGCUGAAGUUUUUCGAACACAGCAAGAGGUUGCGGAGGACUACCGUUUCGACUACAAGCUGUACACUGCCUGCAAGGAUGACGUUAACAAUCUCUGCAAAGACGUGGAGCAGGGCGAAGAGCUCGAAUGCCUGGCGCAGAAACGGAUCCGGGUAACCUGGGAGUGCCAGAAUCAGAUGUUUCGCAAUGAGAAGGAGAGUGGCGAUGACAUUCGCCUGAGCACACGCCUCUUUAAGAAAUGUUUGACAGAUCAAAGGAAAUUCUGCAAGGACAUAGAGCCUGGUCACAUGCGUGUCCAGGAGUGCCUCGAAGACCACAUUGAUGAGGCUGACUUUUCGGCGGAGUGCAAGUCGGAGCUGGAAGAGGUCAUUGCUAGCCGUGUGGCAGACUUCCGUUUGGACACGGCUCUUAGGGAGGCCUGUGAGGGUGAUCUGAAAGACACUUGCGAUACGACGCUAAAGCAAAUGGACGAGGACGACAACAGCAAGAGGUCGGCGCUCAACUGCCUUCAGUCUCUGCGCGAUGAGCUAAAAAGCGAUAAAUGCAAGGCUGAAAUUCACCGCCGGCUGAAGCGCGCGGCCCGUGAUAUUCGUUUUGACGAGAGGCUGGCCAGCGCUUGCACGGAUGAUCGUAACCGGUUCUGCAGUGACAUUCAGCCGGGCUCGGCGCGCGUCAUCCGAUGCCUGCAAGACAACCGCAACAGCUUGGACCAGAACUGCGCUGCUGCUCUGUUCGACCAUGAGGUUAUGAUGGCUGAAGACAUCGACUUCAAGUUUCCCAUGAAGCGCGCGUGCGCUUGGGAAAUCAGCUCGUUCUGCAAGAACAUCCCGCACGGGCAUGCACGCAUUGUUAGGUGCCUUGAGGAUCAACUGGACAACACUGAUAUGUCUAAGGAAUGCAAGGAUGAGGUCAUGAAAGACAUGAACCGCAUGGCGCAGGAUUAUCGUCUGAACUGGCGCCUGAACCACGCCUGCGAGUCUGAGAUUCAGAAGCUCUGCCCGAACUCGUGCAGUACUACUCCCGGAGUGACGUGCGGCGGUCUAGUUCUGCAGUGUCUGCAAGAUAAGCAGGAUAACAUUACUAACGAGGCGUGCCAGGAUGAGGUCUUUUACUACGAGCUCAUGGAGGUUACCGACUUUCGCAAUGACGUCAUCCUUGCGGAAGCAUGCAGAAGUGAUGUCGAAUCGUAUUGCAAGGACGUCGAGCCUGGCGAGGGCCGCGUUCACCAGUGCCUGCGUUACAACAAGGAGAAGUUGUCGGAACAGUGUCGUAAUGAGGAGAUGAAACUCGCUGCGCUUGAGUACCGUGACAUCCGCCUGCGGCCAAAACUCAACAAGCUCUGCUCAGAGGAGAAGGCCGUUUAUUGCAAGGAUGUGAAGCCAGGCAAGGCUCGCGUUAUUAAGUGCCUGAUGGAGAACAUGGCACAGCCGAACUUCGGGGAGGAGUGCAAAGAGGAGCUGCAGAAGCGUGAGGACAUGAUGAAAUCUGAUUAUCGAUAUGACAUUGGUGUCUUCACUAACUGUGAAAGCGACGUCGAGACCUACUGUAAGGAGGCAAAGACCAAGCUCCGUGGCAACGCCACAGUCCUCAAGUGCCUCGUGGAUAACUUCAAGAGCCUUGCGGAGCAGUGCCAGACGGAGAUGUCCCGUGCGGUUCGCCUGGCGUUGUGGGAUUAUAAGCCUGGCGCAGCACUCACGACGACUUGCGAUGCUGACGUGGAGGCACAGUGCCCAAGGACAAAGGAGAGCAAGAAGAAAGACAGAAGCACUGACUCUUACUUUCUUCGAGGAUGUGUAUCUGCCUUUGUUUUACUUGUUCUCACUUUCUUCGGGAAUUCUUCGGGAAUAGCUUUGAGGGGCGCCCGUAGCCGGUCUGGCGCUGUGUUCACCAUUGGCGCUGUUGGGCGGUGCCUAUCGAAGGCGCUGGUGGAGGGCAAGCGGCUGGACAGCAAGUGCCGUGCACUGGUGCUUGUUGCUGCACCAAAGGACGCCCGUGUUUACUUCGAUCACCCCGAGUCGACAUCAGCUCUGAUUCAAAAAAUUGCUCAGGUCCAGCAAGCUGCUGGUCUGGAGUCGGUUCUGGUGGACACGGUCAGCAGUACGAUCACCGUCACUGGCUGGGUGGCUUUGGCUUGCAUCAUCUCUCUCAUCAUCGUCUUCAUCGGAGGCGCUGUGAUGCUUUACAAGCGUCUAGUGGGUGCUGAGAAGCCACACACACUACACAUCAAGUCUGGUGAUGCAUAGGACGAUUUUUUGGAAUAGUUUGAAUUGGGACCAUUAAAAGCAUAUACGAUCUUAAUACGUCCCAUUCACUGCAUACGCAUCCACAAGUUCAUUCAUGUUGUUACGAGAUGUAAGUGUGGGGGGCAUCGUGACAGGGAUAAGUGUGUGUGUGUGUGGUGGUUACAGUGGGCUGCAGACUCCCGAAGAGUAGAAGGGAUAAGUGUUUGACAUGUACAAUGUUUUAUUGAAUGGGAGCUCUGUAGGGGAUAGAAAUGGUUGCCGCAUUGGCGAUUAAAGACAGAGUGGGUAAUGCGAGAGGCCUUGGCUUAACUUGGAACGGUGGAUCAGUAGGAUAUAUGUGGUGGUGCUGCAAUGAAGUGACGCCGUGUAACAGAAAAGCUAAUCAAGUUAUUUUUAUUUGCAUAACUUAUGAAAGGCCUAACAUUGACGGUUGUAAACCUCAACACUGGC
Molecule: messenger RNA, 3192 nt
Organism: Volvox carteri f. nagariensis
Lineage: Eukaryota; Viridiplantae; Chlorophyta; Chlorophyceae; Chlamydomonadales; Volvocaceae
Exons: 15
Coding region: 1-2742 (913 amino acids)
Cellular component (GO): Golgi membrane
Source: RefSeq, a predicted model, not a curated record